AUGCAAUUCUUUGUUGGCGCAUUUCAUGGCUAUGCUCAUAGCUGGCAAUGUCAACUAUGUUUCCACCCCUGGGUUGUAACUGUGGCUGGUCUGGAAGACUUUGAGACCUGUGAAUGGGUCUUCAGGCAGCAGAACCAGACUGCUCCUCUCUUCUGGCACUCUUCUUCAUACCAUUGUCAUAUGACAAUGGACUGGUUUUAUUGCCAGUGGAAUUCUGACUGGACAUUAGUGUUGGGUGCAUAUUUUCUUGCCCAGAACUACAAACAGGCACUCAAAAUCAUCAACCAGACUGGUGUGGCAGUCGAUUCUCUCAUGGCCAACCUUGAGUGCAGUCCAGACAAUCUGCAGAUGUGCCUGCAGCAGGAAAAGGAGUAUUUCCGGGAUCUGAUCCAGGAACCUGAGGAAGAGCAGAUGGCUUUCUGGUAUCUGGAAAUGCUGCAGGAAUUGGAACUGGAAUGGUACAUGUCCACUUCCCCCCGGUUGUCAUUCAAUUAA
This is a messenger RNA of Dacryopinax primogenitus, 495 nucleotides long. RefSeq lists its product as uncharacterized. NCBI's taxonomy places the organism in Eukaryota, Fungi, Basidiomycota, Dacrymycetes, Dacrymycetales, Dacrymycetaceae. The coding region runs from base 1 to 495 and encodes 164 amino acids. The record is from RefSeq and is a predicted model, not a curated record. The transcript is spliced from 2 exons.